AAAAUGUCUUGGAUCGAAAAUGUGCAAAACGAGUUCUUUGACGGUUACAACCUCACAAUGCUGAAAAUGGAUGAGGCUUGGCUGAACAUUACCUCCACUUUAAAUCAACAAUUGUAUCUGUACGAACUACAAACGGAUUGCUUCAAAUGUCCCUACCAACUGAGGAACCGUUUUGACGAUGAGACAAAAAAUGCUUACAUUGUGAAAACAACGUUCCACAAAAUUUAUCGAUUGCGAACUUCGUCAACUCCAGACAAAAUUAUGUCUACAAAUAGAGCUGAUACAUUUUGCGAUCUGGACUUUCAAAUGGGAGAAUUUGGAGUGUACGAAAUCGUUGCGUCAGAAAAUGGUCAAUGCAGAACGACGACUCAUUUAGAACCAGUUAAUAUAUACCUGCCAAUUCUACUCGUAUUUUUCGCGUUACUACUGUUCGCCGUGUGCUGGUACGGAACUAAAUGGCUCGCACGAAAAUAUUUGUUAAAGAUUAACCAUGAAAACGAACAACCAAUGGUGGACGACAGGCCAGAGAAGAAGCGUAUGCGAUCAAUUGAUACGUUUCGUGGGAUAUGUACGCUACUAAUGAUUCUUUCGAAUACUGGAGCAGGCGGUUACCCUAUGUUCACGCACAUCGCUUGGGACGGCUUAUACCUUAUUGACUUUGUAAUGAGCUGGUUUCUCUGGAUCAUGGGCCUCCUGAUACUGCAAACAAUCAAAUCACAACUUCGAAGAGGUGUUUCGAAGCCAAAAAUAAUGUUAAGAGUCGGAGAACGCUCGUUGAAACUAAUCGCAUUGGGUUUCCUGGAAAAUUCUUCAUGGGGUAGAAUUGAGUGGGCUACGUUUCGGAUUAUGGGCGUUCUGCAACGUUUUGCGUUUUCAUAUUUUGUGUGCUCUGCUCUCAUCCUGUACCUUGUCGAUUUCGAAGCGAAAUCCACUAAUGUCGGUAAAAUUCGUUCGACCAUGAAAGAUGUUACAUUGAUUUGGAUCGCAUGGAUACCAGUACUUGCCAUGACUGUCGUACAUAUUUUGAUUACGUUUCUUCUUGAAGUUCCUGGCUGUCCGAAGGGCUACGUUGGUCCAGGAGGAUUGCAUCUUUUCGAACACUGGGAUAAAUACAAUGAUCCGAAAUCAUGCAAUGGAGGUGCGGCUGGUUACAUUGAUUUGCAAAUUCUUACAAAAAAUCACGUCUACGAAUAUCCAACCAACAAAGAACUGUAUGACACAGGAAUUUACGACCCCGAAGGCAUACUCGGAUUUCUCACGACAGAACUAAUGGUGUGGUUGGGCGUCCAAGCUGGAUCAAUCAUGAUGAUGUAUCCAAAGUUUAAGUCUCGUGUCAUUCGUUGGACCAUCUGGGCAGUUAUAACUGGUGCACUAACUGCAUUGCUCUGCGGAGCCAAACAAACUGACGGUUGGAUUCCAAUUAAUAAAAAUUUGUGGUCGGUCACAUUUAUUACUAUAUCUGCCGGCACGGCAAUGGUAAUACUUCCAAUGCUGAUUUUCGUAAUUGAUAUGAAACAAUGGUGGAGCGGCGCUCCCUUUACUGAUGUUGGAAAAAAUGCGAUUUUAUUGUAUGCAGGGCAAUGGGUGUUUUACAACACGCUACCAUUUACGUUCAAGUAUCCAAAUAUGGAUAGAAGGCACUUUCCUGGACUUGCAGUUGGAACGUGGACUAUGUUCUGUUGGGCAUUUAUAGCUUAUCGAUUAAAUAAAAAGAAAUUGUACUGGAAAGUUUGAAAAUAAAGAGAACUACUA
Molecule: messenger RNA, 1752 nt
Organism: Bradysia coprophila
Lineage: Eukaryota; Metazoa; Arthropoda; Insecta; Diptera; Sciaridae
Product: heparan-alpha-glucosaminide N-acetyltransferase-like
Source: RefSeq, a predicted model, not a curated record